Messenger RNA from Caenorhabditis remanei, 570 nucleotides. RefSeq lists its product as uncharacterized. Lineage: Eukaryota; Metazoa; Nematoda; Chromadorea; Rhabditida; Rhabditidae. Gene Ontology annotation, molecular function: single-stranded telomeric DNA binding. The record is from RefSeq and is a predicted model, not a curated record. The coding region runs from base 1 to 570 and encodes 189 amino acids. The transcript has 2 exons.
AUGAGCCUGGAAGAUCGUAUUAGGAAUGGACUUGAAUUCGACGACGACACGUACUAUGUUCUCUCUCAUGUCUAUACGAAUCUAGUUGUCCAGGUUCAUUCAGUUGUCGUAACACAAAAGAAUUUUCAAUAUUUACGAGUAUGGAGAGCACGGUCUUUUGGACCAGCAAAAUUUUCAGAGGAAAGGGAAGGAUCUACAUAUCGUAUUACACAAGAAACAUUCAAAUCCUAUGUCGUCCCACCAGAUCCUCGUAUUGGAAAAGCUAUUGAAUACUUCGGAAAACAGUAUUUGUUAGAAAUUGCAGUGUUCGACAAUCAUCAGGAAGUGUUAAAAACAACAAAUUCUGGCGAUUUUCUACUUCUUCACAAUGUACAUGUGGGUAGCAAGAAUAAAAUACAUACGUUGAGUAUACACGGCGGAGGCAUUUCUGAUUAUAACAGAGAAAUCGCUCAAAUUUCGGCUGACUUCGCUGACCCGAAGUUCCGUUUGUUCCGAAGGAGAUGUGCAAGAAUGUUGGAACAAGUGACUAACUUUGAGAAUUUCAAGGAAUUCGUUGAGCAGGAAGACUGA